GCAAGUUUCAAAGUUAUCAGUGCAUGGAAGGUGGUAGUUUACCGCCGUGCGCCCACUAGUGUUAUUCUAUACGGCAACUGUAAAACCAAGAAUGGCACGUUUCAUCGAUCCAAAGGAUUUUGAUCGGGUCCUCAACGAGUUGGAAUCUGAAGAAGAAUGUGGAGAGCAGAAUGACUUUGAAGAUGACAUCGAUUUUGAAGCUGAAGUCAUUGAACAUGAUCGACACAACAGCGAACCUGAAAACGACUUGGAAGAGCUGAUGGUGCCUGUGAUGAGGGAAAAAGAAGAAAACUUGGAAGGUUUAAGAAUUUUCAUUGGGAGGAAUGGUGAUACAUUGUGGGCAAAUAGACCUCUCCACCAAACAACAAAAACAAAAGCUGUAAAUAUAAUAAAGACAAUUCCUGGACCAAAAGGGGAGGCAAGAAAGUGUUAAAGUAGGAGCGAAUGUUUACUGAAAAUAAUUUUGGAAUCAAUGAUUGAAAAAAUGGUAGAAUAUACGAAUAUAUUUAUUUCAAAACAAAAAGAUGAAAGAAAAAACGAUAGGGUAGAUGGAGAUGGUUUUAGGGACAUAGAUUAUAGGUCUACCACUGGAGAAGAAAUUUUAGCUUUAUUUGGAGCUUCAUUUUUGAUUGCUGUGAAAUGGGGAAACCGGAGUGAUGUUUCUGAGUUUUUUACUACAAAUGGAACUGGGUUGACUAUAUUAUGUGCUUACUUCAGUGAGCAUCGAUUCCGUAUGUUGUUGAGGUCA
Messenger RNA from Nilaparvata lugens (brown planthopper), 748 nucleotides. RefSeq lists its product as uncharacterized. Bases 92 to 433 code for a protein of 113 amino acids. NCBI's taxonomy places the organism in Eukaryota, Metazoa, Arthropoda, Insecta, Hemiptera, Delphacidae. The transcript is spliced from 2 exons. The record is from RefSeq and is a predicted model, not a curated record.